This is a messenger RNA of Cicer arietinum (chickpea), 743 nucleotides long. RefSeq lists its product as uncharacterized. The record is from RefSeq and is a predicted model, not a curated record. NCBI's taxonomy places the organism in Eukaryota, Viridiplantae, Streptophyta, Magnoliopsida, Fabales, Fabaceae.
UUGUGUAGAAUUGAAUUGACACAAGUUUGGACAUGGGUGUUACAACAACAAUGAAGAUUUCACUAUUUUUGAGUGUCUUUGCAGUUUCAAUAUUGGGAAUAUAUUCAGAAGUUAACUUUCCAGCACCAUGCAAGCAAUUUGAGUGUCCGGUAUAUGACGUCAUCGAAGAUGGAAAAGACUAUCAAAUCCGACGCUACAAUUCAUCUGUUUGGGUUUCCACUCCUCCCAUUCAACAAAUUUCUAUUGUUACAGCUACAACAACUGGUUUCACGAGCCUAUUUAAUUAUAAAAAAGGUAAUAACGACUACAAGCAGAAAAUAGAGAUGACAGCACCAGUGCUCUCGGAAGUGUUACCUAGUGAUGGUCCCUUUAUUAAAUCUUCAUUUAUUGUAAGCUUUAAUAUACCUAAAAAGAACCAAGCAAAUCCACCACCUGCAAAGGGUCUUCAAGUUCAAAAAUGGAAAAAUGUGUAUGCAGCAGUUAGACAAUUUGGUGGAUAUGUGAAUGACAAAAAUGUUGUAGAACAAGCUGCAGCAUUGAAGGAUAGUAUCAAUGAUACUAAAUGGCUAUCUGCUAUUCAAAAAAGCCAUAAAGCUUCUAAUUUCUCUGUGGCACAGUACAAUAACCCUUUUCAAUUAUUUAAUAGAGUGAAUGAGAUAUGGAUCUUGUUUAAUUUGGAAAAUUAAUGAUAUGUCAAAUAUAAUAGACACUAAAAUCAUUAUGAAAUAAUAUGGCUGUCGAAA